CCCACACUGAUGCAUCAGCAUGAAAUAGACAGUUGGCAUUGCCUCGAGUCUCACACCGUUGUUAUCGCCUUGUGUCUUGCGAUGAUGAUGAUGAUGAUGAUAAUGAUGAUGAUGAUGACGAAGAUGGAUGCUGGAGUGAUAACGAAAAAAAACAAUAAAUGGAAAGCAACCGGAUCGCUGCAUUAUGAUGAUGAUGAUGAUGAUGAUGAUGAUGAUGAUGAUGAUGAAGAUGACGAUGAUGAUGAUGAAGAUGACGAUGAUGAUGAUGAUGAUGAUGAUGAAGAUGACGAUGANGAUGAAGAUGACGAUGAUGAUGAUGAUGAUGAUGAUGAAGAUGACGAUGACGAUGAUGAUGAUGAUGAUGAUGAUGAAGAUGACGAUGAUGAUGAUGAAGAUGAUGAUGAUGAUGAUGAUGAUGAUGAUGAUGGAGUGGAGGAGAAAAAACAAUAUAUGGCAAGCAACCGUAUUGCGGAUGGCCUUGUUCGUCAUCAACAUGUUGAUAUUCCUAUGGGUGCAAACGCUGGUCCUGAGAUUGCUGACCUUACACUCUAUUGGGAUGAGGCGCAGUACGUGGACAACCUGCAGCGUGUGGAUCCCGCUGCAGCUUGCCGAUAUGCUUUCACUUAUCGGUUCAUUAUUGAUGUCCUUACCUUUAAUUGUCUGCCACCAUCGCCAGCCUGUUAUAGUCUUGAAUGGAAGGAGACCGCUGCGGCAGAUGGCUCGUGCACCUUCUUAGGUGCGAAACUGCAGACACGAGCAGACGGAUCUCUCCGAUUCAGUGUGUUUGAUAAGGCUGUUGCAUGGGAUUCUCCUGUUAUAGGAUAUCCUAGUGCAACGUCAAACAUUCCAUCUCAUCAGCCUGCAGGUGUGUUCACCGGCCAGCUUACGCGGUUUGAGCAGAUAGAUUUGUGACAAUUGGCAUAUGAUUUGAUUUCAGAACUGUGCGGCAACCAUGGU
Messenger RNA from Chara braunii, 957 nucleotides. The record is from the annotation of a GenBank genome assembly. NCBI's taxonomy places the organism in Eukaryota, Viridiplantae, Streptophyta, Charophyceae, Charales, Characeae.